AUGUCGGUUUCGUCACAGAUUAGCAGCAACAAACGGCGUCCACCCACGUUCGCGGUCCUCAUCGGCUGUCGCUAUCUCGACAAGUCCGACCAUGAUGUGCAACUGGAAUUUACCCAUGAGGACGUGGUCCGCAGAAAGAACCACUUGCUAUCGAUCGGGUGUCCCCUUGAGACAAUGUUAAUACUGGUCGAUGUGGAUAUGGAUGGAUGCAUCCAACCGACACGGGACAAGAUCCUUCUUGCCAUGGACUGGGUAGUCUCGUGCGCCCAACAGAACGCGGAAGAAGGAUGCACCAUAUUCUGGUAUUAUGCCGGCCAUGGGGCACAAACAGUCGACCCAACAGGUGUUGAAGAGAAUAACCAAGCCAUUGUGCCUGUAGACGUCCCCUUCGUUGUCGAACCAGGACGGUCUGGACGCGGCCGUACUCUGAGCGUUCCAGACAAGAUUGACGAUGAUUACCUCAUCAUUGAUGACGAUCUGAACAAACGCAUGCUACAGCCCCUCCCUGCUACGUGCCAUUUCCGCGCACUGUUCGAUGUCAGUCGUCUACUUAGUGUCGCCUCCCGUUUCACCAUCAGAGCAUACACCGAAGGAAAUCUAAACAGAAUGGCUAGCCUCCACGUGCUUGCAUCUUGGACGAGCUACGUACCACGUCGGCGGCAAGCCGGGGAAACUGCUUCAGGUCCGAAAGACUCUCUUCACGAACGGAAGAAUUCGACCAGGGAGAAUGAGGACCAGAUUCAAGGACUGCCCGUAGCAGCAGGGGACAAUCCGAGCGCAUGUAUGAUAGUCAGUGCUUCAGACAAAAUUGGCAGAGAAUUCUUCUUCUGGGGUGCUGGUCUGAAUGAUACGUUCUUCUUCGGCAUCCGAGCGGAGAGGCGGCACAGUGCCCUCAGCGAGGACGGGAUGUCAGCGAUUGUAUAA
This is a messenger RNA of Dacryopinax primogenitus, 924 nucleotides long. RefSeq lists its product as uncharacterized. The coding region runs from base 1 to 924 and encodes 307 amino acids. Gene Ontology annotation, biological process: proteolysis. The transcript is spliced from 6 exons. The record is from RefSeq and is a predicted model, not a curated record. Lineage: Eukaryota; Fungi; Basidiomycota; Dacrymycetes; Dacrymycetales; Dacrymycetaceae. Gene Ontology annotation, molecular function: cysteine-type endopeptidase activity.